AUGGUAUCCCCACUUCCGCCGCGGCUACGGUGGAAGCUGAAGGUCUUCGACGGCCAGGUCCUGCCAUUUUCUGCAUCGUCAGUGCUGCCCGUGUACGUGGCAGCCACACGCCUGACGAAGCGUGGGUGGCGGUCUACCUUGUUUUUGGCGGUACUAUGCUUCAUGGCUGGUAUGGUGUUGUUUCGAUCCUUUUCGUAUUACCUCGGGCGGCCGUCGCUCUACGAAGAGUACCACUCACGGGAGGAGAAGCUGCCACACUAUGAAGAGUACGCACGGAGGUCGGACGUCAAGUACCUGUGGGCGGAGAAUUUUGCACACAACUCUGGCUGGGGGAAUGUCAUGCAGGACUUCAUCAUGAUGGGAUUAGUGGCGCAUGCCACGAACCGCUCCCACGUAUUCAGUGACUACGUCUGGGACUUGGACCAUGGACCAUACAGCAACUUUCAUGGAAAAUCCAUCCCAUCGCGAAUUCCGUUAACUGCCAUUGUCGGUGGUCCGAUGGUAGGCGGCGAACUGCCUCCAGGAGACACGACUCCUCGGGCAGUAUCGAGAAGCUUCUUUCAUAGAGUCUGCCCUAAUCCAACCAUCGUCAACGUCAAGGACGUUAAUACUGAUGAAAUAGUGUUUGGGGACGUCUCGGCCUCGUCAAUAUUCGAGAUGUGGGUCCAGAAGAUCAACUCCAUAGACGACCAGUGUAUACAGCUUGAGGGCUCGCACAAUCUCCCAAUUUUUGAUUAUUGGAUGUACGGAGACAAAAAGCGCAUGCUUCCCGUCUGGCCGUAUCUCUCGAAGUCGCCGGUUGUCACCCACUGGCGAUGGUCCCCGCUUGUCAUUGACGCCUUCAAGAAGAACCUUCACUUUUUGGCACCAACUUCGCCAUUAUCCCUUUUCUCGAAUACGCCCAACGUUGACAGUUCCGAUAUAAUUCCUGGGCUGCUCGCAAUCCACGUGCGUCGAGGCGACUUUGCUGAUCACUGCAAAAAUCUCGCUGCGUGGUCGUCCGAGUGGAACGCGUUCAACGCGUUCCCUCAGUUCAUUGACAAAUUUAAAGUGCCGCAAAGCGUCGGUCUGGAAGCGGCGGCGGCGGAAGAUUAUAAGACGGCAGCGUAUGAGCGAAGGUGUUAUCCAUCCAUCGAUCAGAUCGUAGAGAAGGUCUCUCAUAUCAGAGACGACGCGGAUGAUUCACUCAAUUAUCUGUACAUCAUGACUAAUGGCGCGUCGGAGUGGGUGAGCGAGUUGAAGCAAGCGCUUCAGCGAGCGACAGCAGGUUCUCAGCCGUGGGAGAAUAUUGCAAGCAGUCGGGAUUUGCAGUUGACCUGGGAGCAGAAGUAUGUGGCGCAAGCUGUGGACAUGUACGUCGCUGAGCGAGCGCAAGUGCUGAUUGGCAACGGGUGGUCAAGCUUGACGUCCAAUGUAAAUGUUUUGCGAAUGGGGAAGAAGUUUCCACCGGAGUCUUCCAGAUUCUGGUAG
Molecule: messenger RNA, 1470 nt
Organism: Coniophora puteana RWD-64-598 SS2
Lineage: Eukaryota; Fungi; Basidiomycota; Agaricomycetes; Boletales; Coniophoraceae
Exons: 6
Coding region: 1-1470 (489 amino acids)
Source: RefSeq, a predicted model, not a curated record